This is a messenger RNA of Serpula lacrymans var. lacrymans S7.9, 390 nucleotides long. RefSeq lists its product as uncharacterized. Lineage: Eukaryota; Fungi; Basidiomycota; Agaricomycetes; Boletales; Serpulaceae. The coding region runs from base 1 to 390 and encodes 129 amino acids. The transcript has 2 exons. The record is from RefSeq and is a predicted model, not a curated record.
AUGUCCCCAGUUCUCCUGUGGCCAUUGCUAAAUGUGUGGGAUGAUGAUGAACCCAUACUUCAUACAUUUGCGGAUGACUUGGAAUCUUUCUUCUGGGUGAUAUUAUGCGUGUUGUUGAGCAUUGGCGCCGAGUGUAAUAGUUUAACAGGUAAAGAGAGAAAAUGGCUCCUUGCAAUACUCACCACAGACGACCCUUGCAUAAGUGGACACGUUAAAGGAUCCACGCUGUGGAUGCUGGAGACCUCAGUCCUGAGAGCAAAACACAAACUUUCCCCUGUUUUCAAGAUUUUUUUACCCUUUUUCACAGACAUCAUACCGCUCAUGAACAAGGCUACGAUGGCUGUUGAUGAGCUCAAUUCAGACAACUUGCCCAACACCCAUCCCACCUGA